Messenger RNA from Mytilus trossulus (common blue mussel), 1377 nucleotides. RefSeq names its product caspase-7-like. The record is from RefSeq and is a predicted model, not a curated record. Bases 142 to 1020 code for a protein of 292 amino acids. NCBI's taxonomy places the organism in Eukaryota, Metazoa, Mollusca, Bivalvia, Mytilida, Mytilidae. Gene Ontology annotation, biological process: proteolysis. The transcript has 6 exons. Gene Ontology annotation, molecular function: cysteine-type endopeptidase activity.
ACAAAGAACUUAUCAUUCUUCAUUUAUUGAAUGACAAAUUUUGCACAUUCAUAUUAUCUACUUUAAGUUGAUGUUGUUCUUUUUUUACUUCCUUCUUCCGUUUAUUUCUCGGAAAUUUACACCAGGUUUCUAGUGCAGGAAAUGGCAAGUCAAGACACAUUAGAUGCCAAACCUGAUCGCAUUGAAGAAACAUCAACAAAAUUGCCAAUUACCAAUGAGACAGAAACCAAAUCAAAUGAAGGAAAAAUAUACCAAAGCCAUUUAGACCAAGAAAAAUAUACAAUUAAAUCAGGAAUAGCUGUUGUGAUCAACAACACAGAAUUUGAUCCCAGAUUAGGUUUAUCUGACCGUUCUGGAAGUGAUGCGGAUGCUUCAUCUCUUUUCCAAAGAUUUAUGGAACUUGGUUUCGAAAGUGAUCUAAUAAACGAUGCCAGUAAGGAUGACUUGGUAGAGAAAUUACAAGAAAUUAUAAAGGACAGAGAACAAUUAUCGAAAACAGACUGUCUGAUCGUAGCUUUGUUGACACAUGGAAAUGAGGACAGCGUGUAUAUGACAGAUAGAUGUAUAAAGAUGAGAUCAAUAAUGAAUUGUUUCAAUGCAGAGAACUGUCCAGAGUUAAUUCUUAAGCCCAAAAUAUUUAUUUUCCAGUGCUCUAGAAAACCCGACUCAAGACAAGGUGAAAAUAUUACUAUUCAGGACACACAUAAAAACAAGGUUACGGCUCCAGAUGCUGAAGAUACAGUUCGUAUUCCUAAUGAAUCCGAUUUCCUUGAAGUUUUUUCUACGUCAAUAGGUGACACAUCAUUCCAUAACACAGAGUCAUCCUCACCAUUUUUACGUCAUUUAAUAGAAGAGCUACAUAACAUCACAGAAAAAGAUGAUAUUUACAGCGUAUUAACAAAAGUAAAUGGCAAAGUGAUGACAUUUGAGCCAGGACAUACGGCGAGUAAAGAUAUGAGACAGAUGCCAUAUUUUGUGUCACACCUUACGAAAGAUUUAUAUCUGAAACAGACAAACUAGACAUAUGUGACUUUCGGUCAGGAUAUCAACAUUCGUUACAUUGGACAAUACAACUCAAACUGUUCAUAUGAUAAAGGAAAUGAAAACCACUUAUUUUGUUUACUAUUACAUAUUAAAAAUAUUAGAUAUAGAUUAUAGUGAUACUCGCAUAUGACAAACUUUUGUUAAAUAAUGCUUUGACAUUUUUCACACUUUAAUGUGUAAAAAGUCUUUAUUUCUUAUGACCGUUACAAGGGUAGUUGUCAUCGCAGUGUAUCAUAUUGCACUACAACUAUUGUUACUAUUUUUCCUCUAUUAAAAGGGUCUACUGAAUGAUUCAAUAAAUAUAAAAGAAAAGAGAGGCUGAUCUUAACGGAC